Molecule: messenger RNA, 1530 nt
Organism: Microstroma glucosiphilum
Lineage: Eukaryota; Fungi; Basidiomycota; Exobasidiomycetes; Microstromatales; Microstromataceae
Exons: 2
Coding region: 1-1530 (509 amino acids)
Biological process (GO): amino acid transmembrane transport
Cellular component (GO): membrane
Molecular function (GO): amino acid transmembrane transporter activity
Source: RefSeq, a predicted model, not a curated record
AUGGCCGGCUCCAUGGGGACCAACGUCUUCAUGCAGGGCAGCUCUGGUCUCAUCCGCGGUGGACCUAUCUCGUUGCUCAUCGGGUACAUCUACAUGGCCACCAUCCUCGCCGCCGUCAACAUCGGGCAAGCAGAGAUGGUCUCCUGGCGUCCGAUCACCAGCAACUUCAACCGACUUGCCUCAGUCUACGUCGACCGAUCUACGGGAGUCGCAAGCAGCGUCAACUACCUGGUCCUCAUGGCCAGUCUGGUCUGCUUCGAGAUCACCGCUGGAACGGCCGUGCUGAGUUACUGGACCGCCGCCGACCUGGACAUCGCCAUUCCCUUUGCCUUCCUGGGGGCAUAUUGCGCCCUCAACAUCUGGUCGACCAAGUUCUUUGGAGAGGGUGAAUUCUGGAUUGGGAUCGUCAAGAUCAUCACCAUCACCGGCCUCCUCGUCUCCACCAUCUUCUUCAUGAGCGGAGCAAAUCCUCAACGAGACUCCUUUGGAUUCAGGUAUUGGCUACAUCCAGGACCCAUGAACGAAUGGCAAGCCACGGGCUCCACAGGUCGCUUCAUUGGCGUAAUUGCCGGGUUGGUGAACGCUGCGUGGGCUUUCCAGGGACCAGACAUGGUGGGGAUGAUCUCGUGCGAUGCCAAGAACCCUCGCGUCACCGUUCCCAAGAUCUACAAGACAGUCUGGAUCCGUCUGUCGGUCUUCUUUGUGGGAUCCGCCCUCGGAAUUGGAAUCAUGACCCCACACGACGACCCGAUCCUCAUCGCCGCCGUUGCAAAUUCGGCACCGGGAGCGGCCAGGUCUGCUUGGGUGCGAGGAAUGGACCGACUGGACAUCCCUGUGCUGCCUCAUAUCAUCAAUGCCGUCAUCUUCACCAGUGUCUUCUCUGCGGGCAACGCCUACGUCUAUGCUGGCGCCCGCACUCUCUACGGUCUCGCUGCCGAGGGGACCUUCCCCAAGAUCUUUGCCCGCACCAAUCGCAACGGUGUGCCUUACGUAGGGGUGAUAAGCAUGCUCCUCAUCGGUCUACUGUCCUUCCUGCAGGUCUCGACCAACUCAUCCGUCGCACUCGGAUACUUUGUCGAUGUGUCCACAGCAGCCCUCCUCGUCACCUGGGUGAUCAUGUCCCUCACGCACAUCCGUUUCCGCCAAGCCAUCCACGCACAAGGCUUCGAUCACUCUCAACUCCCCUACUGGUCUCGCAGAUUCGGUGGAUGGGCAGGGUGGUAUGGUCUCGUAAAUGCUACGCUAGUCCUCGUCGUCAGCGGCUACAUGAAUUGGAUUCCGGGAAACUUCGACUCCACCAACUUCAUCCUGGCCUACUUUGCCCUCUUCUUCACAGUCGCCGUUUAUCUAGGCCACAAGAUCUUCACUCGCAAACCUUGGAAGAGGGCGGAGCUGGCAGCGGCGGAUCUGGCCGAAAUGAAUGCUGAGGCUGACCCGGAGAAGACGGAGAUGGAAUCGCAAGGAAAGCUGGCUAGACGUAUGCCCGUUUCGCUCAGGAAGGUAGCCAAGAAGUUUGAAGGUGUCUUGUGA